Paramisgurnus dabryanus is the source of this 1737-nucleotide messenger RNA. RefSeq names its product dorsal inhibitory axon guidance protein b (gene draxinb). Gene Ontology annotation, cellular component: extracellular region. The record is from RefSeq and is a predicted model, not a curated record. Gene Ontology annotation, biological process: axon guidance; Wnt signaling pathway. Lineage: Eukaryota; Metazoa; Chordata; Actinopteri; Cypriniformes; Cobitidae.
GCACAGACACGCGCGCUCCCGUCUACACGCGCUCAUUCUUGACUGCAAGCAAAAAUAACGGAUAACACAAAGGAGAGCAGCUAGAAUGGCUACUGCUUUACGUUGGCGUUUGGGCUUAUUUCUCUUCCUUAACUCGGUGAUAAUGACAUCAGGCCAGAAUGCAGACAUAGAAAUCUUCGGUGAAAAUGUCAUUAUCCCACCCAGUCCGAAGUCAUCCAUACAUCAACAUAGUCAUCACUGGAGACACAGAGAUCGCAGAGAGGGGAUGAUAGCAGGCCGGCUUACAAAGAGACCCCACAUUGUGUCCCACAUCCAAAAUGAACAUCCAGAGCUGAAGAGCCUCAGUCCUGUUCACUUAGAGAUGGAGCCAGAAAAUAAAAGAUGGGUAAUGAGUUCAAGGACCUUCCUGGGGGUGGAUUCCUUAAUUCCAGAGCAAAUACAUAUAUCCCCUGGUGCUGAGAUUUCAGAGAAGGUAAUGAGACAUCGCACUGGUGGCAGGGUGUUUGGUAUGGAGCGCCAUAAUAAAGAAACAAGGACGACGGUUAAGAAACUGAGGUUUACUUUUAAAGAAAGUCUACAUGAACCUGUGACCCCUACUGCCUCAUUCAGGUCCUUAUCACUGGAAACUGCAGCAUUUAAGGGGGAACCUUCCACACGACCAACGCCCACUAGUAAACCACAGGUCAGAAGUGUAGAUGUGACACCCACUUUAAACAUGGCAUUGUUUGACUGGACUGGUUAUGAAGAUUUGAGGCCUGCAGACAAACAUCUAUCUUUCAAUAAGAGAAGUAUGACCAAUAUUUCACAUACCGAACGGGAAUCCAGGAACCCGGAAAGGAAUCCAGACAUUGAUGUACAAAUCCAGACUCUGAUGCCUCCUAAGAGCACCAGCAGUGAAAAUGUGACACUUACAUCAAAUGGGAACUGUAAACAUCACCUAAAUUGCCUGCCAGGUUCCUGCUGCAAUCUAAGAAAUCACGUGUGUGAGAUCCACAACCGCGGUCUCAACAACAAAUGCUAUGACAGCUGCAUGUGUGAGGAAGGGCUUCGGUGCUAUGCUAAAUUACAGAGACAUUACCGCAUCACUCGCAAAAAGGGACAGUGUGCUGAUCUAGAGGGCAUAAACUUAAACCAUGGCAUGUUUAUCGUUGUUUAGAUUAGGCAGGAUAAAUCUUUCUAAGUGCAUGUGAUUGGAUUAUCCAAAUUGUAUAUAUUUGUGUGUUUUCUUUGUAAAUACAUUAACAUUAUUGUUUUGGGAAUAAAGUAAAUGUGAAUUAAAAAUAAAGAAAUUAAGUUACAGUAUUAUUUUGAUAUUUGUGAAAUAAAGAUUACAAUAACGUUUUUAACAAAAGUCAAAGUUUUGCAUGUAGACAUAAUUAUAGUAAGUCAACAUUAGAUUUUCCAGAAAUAUUUGUGUUCACAACAGUUAUUUUUCCGGUCGAGUGUUAAAGGGCACCUUUUAUGCAAAAUUCACUUUUAUAAGGUGUUUGAACAUAAUGUGUGUGGGCAGUGUGUGAACACAACCACCUUACGGUGAAAAAAAUCCACCUGCUCCUUGUUUUUUAAUUCCCAUUGAACCAAAACAGUCCAAAGCAGACACGCCAUUUUAAUUCUUCUCUUAUCAAUGUUACAGUGCUGCAUUACUAUUUCCACCCUCAGCGAGUUGUACUCUGACUGUAUUAACUCUUUCCCAUUUUUUUUUAAGUUGCCAGCACCAAAAAUACCAAAUUUAUUGAA